Molecule: messenger RNA, 465 nt
Organism: Lycium ferocissimum
Lineage: Eukaryota; Viridiplantae; Streptophyta; Magnoliopsida; Solanales; Solanaceae
Product: (+)-neomenthol dehydrogenase-like
Exons: 2
Coding region: 1-465 (154 amino acids)
Cellular component (GO): membrane
Source: RefSeq, a predicted model, not a curated record
AUGAUUGAUCCCUUUAUUCCACUACUCCUCUUGUCUCCUUCACCAAGAGUUGUUAAUGUUUCUUCUUUGCUUGGAAAGAUAAAGCUGGUAUCAAAUGAAUGGGCCAUAAAGACUUUAAGUGAUGGAGUAGGCCUUACAGCAGAAAAAGUGGAUGAAGUACUCAAUGAGUUUCUUAAGGACUUCAAGGAGGGCCUAUUAAAAGAAAAGGGCUGGCCCACUAAUAUCGCAGCUUAUAGAGUCUCAAAAGCAGCCAUGAAUGCACACACAAGAAUUUUGGCCCAAAAGUACUCUUCCAUAUGUGUCAACUGCAUUUGCCCAGGCUAUACCAAGACAGACAUUACUUGUAAUACUGGGCCUUUGACUCCACAAGAUGCUGCUGAAGGCCCAAUACUUCUCGCCCUUUUGCCUGAAGAUGGGCCUUCUGGCCAGUUCUUUUACCAGAAAAACAUUCUGACAACAUUCUGA